GGCACUCAGCUUGAUGAGGAAGAUAUAGCUAUUCUCCGGCUGUUUGCCCUCAAAGUCAAGACACAUAUGAAGACGGGUGCAUUCGAGAAACUUCCAUAUGCAUUUCCAACCCAGGAUGUACCGUCGUGGAAGGCUACUCAGUCGCGAGCUGCCGUUCUCUCCGCACUAGACCCGGUAUUGUAUGACUGCUGUACCAACUCCUGCUGCUGUUUUGUUGGACCUCAUUCAUCCCUCGAUGCCUGUCCUUAUUGCAAACAACCGAGAUAUGAUGUCGCCGGCCGUCCACGAUCACAAUUCCCUUACCUACCGCUUACUCCACGCCUCAAGGCAUUCAUGGAAUUCCCAGCCACAGCAGAACAGAUGCGAUAUCGUGCACAUGAGCACUCGCAUACUCCUGGCACGAUGACUGACAUUUUCGAUGGAAAUCUCUACCAACAACUCUGUCGUACCCGUGUCUCAAUUCACGGUCGAGAUCUUGGCCAUAACUUCUUCUCCGACCCACGGGAUGUUGCUCUUGGACUCUCGUCCGAUGGUUUCGCACCUCACAAGCGGCGGAAGAAAACG
This is a messenger RNA of Punctularia strigosozonata HHB-11173 SS5, 564 nucleotides long. RefSeq lists its product as uncharacterized. The transcript has a single exon. The record is from RefSeq and is a predicted model, not a curated record. NCBI's taxonomy places the organism in Eukaryota, Fungi, Basidiomycota, Agaricomycetes, Corticiales, Punctulariaceae. The annotation marks the transcript as partial.